Mesorhabditis spiculigera is the source of this 291-nucleotide messenger RNA. NCBI's taxonomy places the organism in Eukaryota, Metazoa, Nematoda, Chromadorea, Rhabditida, Rhabditidae. The record is from the annotation of a GenBank genome assembly.
AUGAUUCAACUUGCAAAACAGGCCGCCCUGCCGAGAUUUGUUUCCCCCAGUCCAUCUAUUGCCGAAAAACAUGAAAAAGACGUGAAAACUAACAAGUUAAAAGGACAUCGAAGUACUUGGAAAGGUGAUUAUAUGGGAAUGGAUACGGAGGCAAGGCAGAGAUAUUUGGCUUGGAUUGGAGGGCAAGUAACUACCAUAAAACCAGCGGACCCACAAACAUUUUACCAAAAACUGAUGUUUGAGAGAGAAUUUUCUCCAGAGCUUCUCACCUCAAAACUUCAUGCUCUAAAA